Pseudophryne corroboree (corroboree frog) is the source of this 4525-nucleotide messenger RNA. Its product is annotated as oocyte zinc finger protein XlCOF7.1-like. Lineage: Eukaryota; Metazoa; Chordata; Amphibia; Anura; Myobatrachidae. Bases 216 to 3953 code for a protein of 1245 amino acids. Gene Ontology annotation, molecular function: DNA-binding transcription factor activity; RNA polymerase II cis-regulatory region sequence-specific DNA binding. The transcript is spliced from 5 exons. The record is from RefSeq and is a predicted model, not a curated record. Gene Ontology annotation, biological process: regulation of transcription by RNA polymerase II.
CAGUCACCCGGGAGCAGAGGGCGGAGACCAGAGGGGAGGAGCGCGGGGAUCUCACAUCCUGUGCAGUAUGCUGGAACGCAGAGAACGGAAGCAGAGUGGAACGCACAGGCCGGAAGUCUGGUGCAACGCACAACCCGGAAGUCUGAUAGAACGUAAAGACCGAAAGUUGGGAGGGGGAGUAUAUAGAGGAACACAGGGGUCUGUACAAGGACGUGAUGAUGGAGAAUCACCGGCCCCUCACAUCACUGGAUGGACCCAGUAACAGAGAUACCCCAGAGAGAUGUCCCUGUUCUCUGUAUUCCCAGGAUUGUACAGAGGAGAAUCACAGGAUCCCACAGGAGGAUCAGGGUGAAUAUCUGUCUAAUUAUAAAGUAGAAGAUACAGAGAGAGAAGAAGAGACGUAUGUGACUGAUAUGAAGGCAGAAGAUAUAGAGGGAGAAGCGACGUAUGUGAUUGAUAUGAAGCCAGAAGAUAUAGAGGGAGAAGAAGAGACGUAUGUGUCUGAUAUGAAGGCAGAAGAUAUAGAGGGAGAAGAAGAGACUUAUGUGACUGAUAUGAAGGCAGAAGAUAUAGAGGGAGAAGAAGAGACGUAUGUGACUGAUAUGAAGGCAGACGAUAUAGAGGUAGAAGAAGAGACGUAUGUGACUGAUAUAAAGGCAGAAGAUAUAGAGGGAGAAGAAGAGACGUAUGUGACUGAUAUGAAGGCAGAAGAUAUAGAGGGAGAAGAGACGUAUGUGACUGAUAUGAAGGCAGAAGAUAUAGAGGGAGAAGAAGAGACAUAUGUGACUGAUAUAAAGGCAGAAGAUAUAGAGGGAGAAGAAGAGACAUAUGUGACUGAUAUGAAGGCAGAAGAUAUAGAGGGAGAAGAAGAGACGUAUGUGACUGAUAUAAAAGCAGAAGAUAUAGAGGGAGAAGAAGAGACAUAUGUGACUGAUAUGAAGGCAGAAGAUAUAGAGGGAGAAGAGACGUAUGUGACUGAUAUGAAGGCAGAAGAUACAGAGGGAGAAGAAGAGACGUAUGUGACUGAUAUGAAGGCAGAAGAUACAGAGGGAGAAGAAGAGACGUAUGUGACUGAUAUGAAGGCAGAAGAUAUAGAGGGAGAAGAAGAGACGUAUGUGACUGAUAUGAAGGCAGAAGAUACAGAGGAAGAAGAAGAGACGUAUGUGACUGAUAUGAAGGCAGAAGAUAUAGAGGGAGAAGAGACGUAUGUGACUGAUAUGAAGGCAGAAGAUAUAGAGGGAGAAGAAGAGACAUAUGUGACUGAUAUAAAGGCAGAAGAUAUAGAGGGAGAAGAAGAGACAUAUGUGACUGAUAUGAAGGCAGAAGAUAUAGAGGGAGAAGAAGAGACGUAUGUGACUGAUAUAAAAGCAGAAGAUAUAGAGGGAGAAGAAGAGACAUAUGUGACUGAUAUGAAGGCAGAAGAUAUAGAGGGAGAAGAGACGUAUGUGACUGAUAUGAAGGCAGAAGAUACAGAGGGAGAAGAAGAGACGUAUGUGACUGAUAUGAAGGCAGAAGAUACAGAGGGAGAAGAAGAGACGUAUGUGACUGAUAUGAAGGCAGAAGAUAUAGAGGGAGAAGAAGAGACGUAUGUGACUGAUAUGAAGGCAGAAGAUACAGAGGAAGAAGAAGAGACGUAUGUGACUGAUAUGAAGGCAGAAGAUAUAGAGGGAGAAGAGACGUAUGUGACUGAUAUGAAGGCAGAAGAUACAGAGGGAGAAGAAGAGACGUAUGUGACUGAUAUGAAGGCAGAAGAUAUAGAGGGAGAAGAAGAGACGUAUGUGACUGAUAUGAAGGCAGAAGAUACAGAAGAAGAAGAGACAUAUGUGACUGAUCUCAAAGCAGAAGAUACAGAGGGAGAAGAAGAGACGUAUGUGAGGGUUGAUCAGAAGUGUAAGGAGGAGGAAAUCCCUACAGAUACCAGCACAGAUGGCUGUAACAGAAGAAAUAUAUGGCAGGAACAUAUCCCUUUAUCUCUAGCCUGUGAAAUAGAAGAUAACAUCACAAGAGAUUCUCCAGUAGAAAUCCCUAUAACCUCAGUUAUGCAUCCAGUAAUACACAGUACAGAUAUGACAUUUGAUCCCAUUUAUUAUAGGGAAUGUUCUGAUAGAGCAAAUACCAAAUGCUUUACACAGGACACAAAGCUUAUUACCCAUCAGCUAGAUAAGAUAUUUCCAUGUUCUGAGUGUGUGAAAUGUUUUACACGGAAAUCACAUCUUAUUACCCAUGAGAGAAGUCACACAGGUGCGAAGCCAUUUCCAUGUUCUGAGUGUGGGAAAUGUUUUACACAGAAAACACAUCUUGUUAUACAUGAGAGAAGACACACAGGUGAGAGGCCAUUUCCAUGCUCUGAGUGUGGGAAAUGUUUUAUAGAGAAAUCACAUCUUGUUACACAUGAGAGAAGUCACACAGGUGACAACCCAUAUUCAUGUUCUGAGUGUGGGAAAUGUUUUGCACAGAAAUCAAGCCUUGUUAUACAUAAGAGAUUACACACAGGCGAGAAACCAUUUCAAUGUUCUGAAUGUGGGAAAUGUUAUGCACAGAAAUCAGGUCUUAUUACACAUGAGAAAAGACACACAGGUGAGAGACCAUUUCCAUGUUCUGAGUGUAGGAAAUGUUUUACAAAGAAAUCAGACCUAAUUAUACAUGAGAGAAUUCACACAGGUGAGAAACCAUUUCCAUGUUCUGAGUGCAGGAAAUGUUUUACACAGAAAUCACACCUUGUUAGACAUGAGAGAAUUCAUACAGGUGUGAAACCAUACUCAUGUUCUGAGUGUGAGAAAUGUUUUGCAUAUAAAUCUUAUCUUGUUAUACAUCAGAGAAGUCACACAGGUGAGAAGCCGUAUACAUGUUCUGAGUGUGAGAAUAGUUUUACAUAUAAAUCAGACCUAAUAAUACAUGAGAGAAGUCACACAGGUGAGAAGCCUUUUCCAUGUUCUGAGUGCGGGAAAUGUUUUACGCAGAAAUCACACCUUGUUAGACAUGAGAGAAUUCACACAGGUGACAAACUGUAUUCAUGUUCUGAGUGUGGGAAAUGUUUUACACAGAGAUCAGGUCUUGUUAUACACGAGAAAAGUCACACAGGUGAGAAAUUAUUUCCAUGUUCUGAGUGUAGGAAAUGUUUUACACGGAAAUCAGACCUAAUUAUACAUGAGAGAAAUCACACAGGUGUGAAGCCAUUUCCAUGUUCUGAGUGUGGGAAAUGUUUUUCACGGAAAUCACGUCUUGUUAUACAUGAGAGAUGUCAUACAGGUGAGAAACCAUACUCCUGUUCUGAGUGUGGGAAAUGUUUUACAUAUAAAUCAAAUCUUGUUAUACAUCAGAGAAGUCACACAGGCGAGAAGCCAUAUUCAUGUUCUGAGUGUGGGAAAUGUUUUACACGGAAAUCAAAUCUUUUUAUACAUAAGAGAAGUCACACAGGUGAGAAGCCAUAUUCAUGUACCGAAUGCGGGAAAUGUUAUGCAAAGAAAUCCAUUCUUCAACAUGAGAGAGUUCACACAGGUGUGAAAUUAUUUCCAAGUUUUGAGGUUGAGAAACGUUUUACACAUAAAUCACAUCUUGUUAUACAUCAGAGAAGUCACACAGGUGUGAAGCCUUUUCCAUGUUCUGAUUGCGGGAAAUGUUUUUCACAGAAAUCAGUUUUGGUUAGACAUAAGAAAAGUCACCUAGGUGAGAAGCCAUUUCCAUGUCCUGAGUGUGGGAAAUAUUUUUCACAGAAAUCAGUUUUGGAUAGACAUAUGAAAAGUCACACAGGUGAGAAGCCAUUUCCAUGUUCUGAGUGUGGGAAAUGUUUUUCACAGAAAUCAGUUUUGGUUAGACAUCAGAGAAGUCACACAGGUGAAAAGCCAUUUCCAUGUUCUGAGUGUGGGAAAUGUUUUUCACAGAAAUCAGAUCUGGUUAAACAUGAGAGAAGUCACACAGGUGAGAAGCAAUAUUCAUGCUUUGAUUUAGGGUAGUGGUAGAAAUCAGAUGUUACUAAACAUUAAAUUAUUCACACACAUUUAAACAGGUGAAACUUUGCAUGUUUGCAGGGAAAAUAUUUUAUCUUUAUUAAGAACAUAUUAAGCAUAGUGCUUCACCAAAGGCUCUUCAUUAACGUCAUUGACGGGUGGAGCUGUCAUUGAUUGUGCUACGGUUCAACUUGUAUCCUUGUCUUGCAGUUUGUUAGAGUAGGCAUUGGUAUGUUAUUACCCAAAUAGUAUGAGUGUAGUAUGACAUGAACUGUGCCCAAGGAGAUUAAUGAAGCCUAAACUUCUCUCCCAUCCAUAUGGUCUGAUAUCUGACAGACAUGUUCCUUGUGAUGUCCUCCCCACCUGCAUUUUCCUGUGAUUUACCAUUUAUUUCUCACCACGUUACCUCUAACUAUUUUACCACUGCUAGCCUCUCUCGCUAACCUGUCUUCACUUUUUUCACAAUAUAUUUUUUUCACUAUAGUGUUGCCCUGGGGUCCCACGGCUGCUUGGGUUUGGCGUGUCCUGCACCCUGGACUUGUACUCCCCAAUAUGUUAGGGACUUGCCCGAUUAAUGA